AUGUCCUCCAGCCCACACCCUGCGGAGUACUACACGCUAGCACUGCGACAGCUCGUUUCGACGGCCGAAGCUGCGGCGAAGCUCGCGGAGGUGGCGCAAUUAGAAGUGCCGACCGUGCAGGGCAUCGCGGGCGGAGGAGCAGCGGCAGGGAAGCGUGAGAUUAUAGAGAGGAUUAUUAGGGCCGAGACGGAGCGGCUGAAGGAGGAGGCGGAGAAUGUGGGGAGGGAGGCUGAGAGGGCGGCGGCGGAGACGGAGAGGCUGAGGUCUGAGACAGAGCGGAAGAAGGUGGAGAUAGAGUUUGAGAAGGUGAACGAUAAGGACCUUGACAGUUCGGCGCGAGUGGCGCAGGGGUGGUCUUUCAAGGAGGGGGCCGAAAGGCUACAGGCAGAUACGGAGGGGAGGAAGACCGAGAAAGAGCGGAAGCUGGCGGAGAUUAAGACGGUGGGGAGAAAGGAUCUUACCGGAGGCACAGCCGAAGUAGCUGAAGACGGAGAUGGCGGGCAGAAAGGACUCCGCCGACCCGGCACUGGAGGCGCAGGGAUAUGUUUCAAGAAGCAAGGGGAGGGGCUGAAGGCUGAUAUGGAGCGUAUGCAGGUGGAUGCAGAGAACCUCAACAAUGAAGUCAAGAAGGAGGCACAGGUGUGGGAAAGGGAAAGGAUGGGUAUAGCGACUCUAUUCGCGGAGUUUAACGCAAGGGGGAAGGCGAGGGAUGAAAAGCUGAAGGCGGGGCUGGACCGGGUAUUGGAUGAGAUGGAGCAACUGAGGGCGGGGACGCACCGGAAACUGAAGCAGAAUGACCCGAAGAUUGUGGAGGUGGUGCGGGCAGAGGCGGAGAAGGUCGGCCAGGAGAGGCGGUAA
This is a messenger RNA of Morchella importuna, 858 nucleotides long. RefSeq lists its product as uncharacterized. Lineage: Eukaryota; Fungi; Ascomycota; Pezizomycetes; Pezizales; Morchellaceae. The coding region runs from base 1 to 858 and encodes 285 amino acids. The record is from RefSeq and is a predicted model, not a curated record. The transcript is spliced from 2 exons.